AUGGCGACAGUGGAGCGUGUCUUGGCGGAGCUGAUGCGGCUCAAUGAGGAAAAUGUGGCACCUUUUACUGAUUCUAUGUCACAAUCUUCAUGUAAUUCAUCUCUUGGCCAAUUCUCCAUCGUCUCUGCAUCGUCCUUAGCCCCCGAAGCGGUUAAGAUUGUACCCUACCGUAGCCCCACGGAUACUUUCGCUGCGUCACCUUUUGCGUUACCGCAAGUACGUCUCACAUCGCCGUAUGGAGAUAGAUCAGUAGUACAAAGAGAUCUGGAGAAGUUUGCGAAUCCUGUGUUUGCUUUGGAGCGCCUGGGACCCUUUCCUCGUGGCUGGGGAAGCAGUGACCCCACGACGACCACGAAGAAGAAGGUUAUGAUUCUACAAAGCCGUCUCUUACCACAGAUGCCCAUGUCUGCACCUCGAAAUUUGCUGCGUCCUACAUAUAAAUCGAUGGUAAAAGAUCCUUUGAAGCUUCAAUACGAGCUUCGAGCGGCAGACGUUUCUAAUGUUGAAGCAGGCGCAGGAUUUAGCAGCGCACUGAGCAAGCAGGAUGAGUACGCUCGAGGAAAAAUGAGCAAUAAGCCGUUCUUGCCCGGUGGUAACUCGCUGGUGGAGCUAAACACAGAGGAGAAAGAGGAACAAAUGAAGCCCAUGCAACGAUUGCUACUAAAAGAAGAGGAGCAGAACCGGAAUAUGCUUGUGCUGGGAAACAACAAAAACAUGGAUGACAAAUUGUUGGAGUGUCUGGUGUUUGAUGUGCCUGGCAUUAAUGGCUGUUUGAGUGCAGCAGAUGUGAAAAAGAUUGAGAAAAAAGAUAGUGAAGAGGAGGUGCAGGAGGAAAGUGAGACCGUGGGAGUGAACCCCAAGUUACUGCUCUUACCUUACAUCGAAGCUGCAGCCGAUAAAGAUCAUAUGGCUGCAAUUCAGAGUGCUAUCUUGGACAGGAAGGCCGCAAAUGCAAUGAGACAAAAUGAUGAAAUUACAACAGUUGGACUCGACCAGUUGCUGCGUGAUGUGGAGAGCGAUAGAGAACUUAUCGAGUUGGGUUUUGGGAUUGAAGAAGAUGAGCAAGAAACUGUACAAGACAAUAAGCAGAAUGAAGUUGGCUCAGAGCUGGUGGAUGUAACAGCCAAGGCAAUAGAAUUUGUGGAUGGGCUUGAUGAGGAGGGUACUGAUGAAGAUUUUGUUGAAGACCCGGCAACCAUACUGGAGUCAAUUCUUGAUUCAGCUUCCAAGUCGACCAAAAUUUUAAGCUUGCAUAAAAAAACAGACUAUAUAUCGGAAUGGGCAAGCAUAGUAAGCAUCGAUGUGCGCAACUUCCAUGAGAAGGUCCCGGAAAUGGCGAUGAAAUACGACUUUGAACUGGACACUGUUGUUGCGGAAUAUGCCAUUGCGAUGUCUCAGAAGCACAUGACUCGAACCAUUUACACAUCGCCCAUUAAAGCGCUUUCGAACCAGAAGUACCGCGACUUUCGCACCAAGUUUGGUCCUGACAAUGUUGGCUUGAUUACAGGCGAUGUUAGUAUUAACCCUGACGCAAGCUGUCUUGUCAUGACAACGGAAAUCUUACGUUCGAUGUUGUAUCGAGGCGCGGAUAUUAUUCGCGAUAUUGAGUGGGUUAUCUUUGAUGAAAUUCAUUACAUUAAUGAUAGCGAACGUGGAGUAGUAUGGGAGGAAGUGAUUAUAAUGCUUCCCGAACACAUUGGUAUGGUGUUUUUGUCGGCAACCACUCCAAACCACUUGGAAUUUUCAGACUGGAUCGGACGUACGAAGAAGCAUAAAAUUCACGUAAUAUCGACUAACAAGCGGCCCGUUCCUCUUCAACACUUCCUUUAUGCUGGAAAGGAGUUAUUUAAGCUGUAUGAUGCCACUUCUGGGUAUCUUCCAAAUGCUCAUGGUGCAGCUAAGGCAAAACUUUACCCUGUGUUAGACAAAUCAAAGGCAGGUGGUCGAGGCAGUGCAGCCAUAUCUCAGGGAGGUGGUAGUAGUGCGAACGUACGUAGCAUUCGCAAGUCGGGAGGUGAUCAAGGAGAGUGGACGAAACUUAUUAACACUUUGAAGGAUAAAGCACUUCUUCCGGUGGUAGUGUUUGCCUUUAGCAAACGUCUGUGCGAGGAAAGUGCAAGCAAGUUGGCCAAGCUUGAUAUGAGCACGCCAUCGGAGCGGUCUGAAAUUCACCUUUUCCUUGAGAAUAGUGUGCAUAGACUUCAAGGAUCCGACCGUGAGUUGCCACAGGUGCUAACAAUGAAAGAAAUGCUCAAACGUGGCGUUGGUGUUCACCAUGGUGGCCUGCUCCCGAUUAUCAAGGAGAUGGUCGAAAUUUUAUUCGGCCGAGGUCUUGUCAAGGUACUGUUCUCAACAGAAACGUUUGCAAUGGGUGUGAAUAUGCCUGCGCGUACGGUUAUCUUUAAUGGCAUUCGUAAGCACGAUGGUAAGAACUUUCGAGACCUUUUGCCUGGCGAGUACACACAGAUGGCUGGUCGAGCUGGUCGUCGUGGUCUGGACUUGGUUGGUACCGUUAUCAUUGCAUGCUGGAACGAUGUUCCCGAGCCCACAUCGCUGAGAACAAUGCUAGCAGGAAAGGCAACAUCACUUUCCAGUCAGUUCCGCCUGACAUACAACAUGAUUUUGAACCUUUUACGAGUGGAGGUGCUGACGGUGGAGGAUAUGAUGAAGCGCUCUUUUUCAGAAUUUCACACACAAAAGGCUCUUGCGUCGAAGAAUAUUCCCAAAUUAAUUCAGAAGGGCAAGAAACUGCUUCAGCAACUUGAGCGGUCCCUUGUUGAAGAUUAUCCGCACUUGGAGACGAGCGGACAGUUUGCACAGAUGCAGGGAUUUUAUCAGCUAAAGCGCGAUAAGCGUGAACUGGAAAAGAUUUUGACAAAGUGGCUGCUUGCAAACAACAUUCAAGCCGCCAAAAAUGCAAUUGCGCCUGGACGGAUUGUAGUUAUCAACGUGAAAGGGCUGUCGUCUGGACAAUUGGCACUAGUGGUGCGUACGAAUGCUGCUUUGGUGGGUGAGGGUGGAUGUGCUAGGUCAAAGCGUUCGUUUGAAAUCGAUCUUCAAAAAUCAAGUGUUACCGACGGAGGAUACAGGGGAGUAUUCAAGUCAAUUAUGGUCAUAACUCUAUGCCCAGACGACUACCAGCCUCCAAAGGUGGAAAACCUAUCAGCCUCCACGAAGAGCUGUCGCACUGUCUUGGACAGCGGGCGUAUGUUGCGUAGCAAGAGGUAUGAUGAUGACGACUGUGUGUUUGGAAGAGUGGUCAUGCAAGAAAAAUCAAAAACCCAAGAGAGCUCUGAGCUCAUGGCUCCCUCCACGGCUACGCUCUUAGGAAUAAAGUACGCCGUGCUGGAAGUUCCUGAAAGCUGUCUUGAGAGUAUCACCUCUGUUGUAGCAUCGAGUGUAAAUACUAAAACGCUCGUGGCCUUCUCAUCAAAGAAGGAGCUCGCCAGUAGUAUUGAGUUCCUGGUCAAUGACCUAGAAGUCGUGACAGGCUACACCCAGUGGCAGCAGUUGUACUCGAAGGUACUUAGCCAUCCUUGUGCAACGGACUCAUCUUCAGUUUCUCGUGUUAUGGGCAAAGUAGAGAAAAUUAUCAAGCUGAAGGCCUAUUUGGCACAGCUGACUCGAGAGCUGUCAAAUGAUUCGUUGUCGCUCUUCCCUGACUUUCAACAGCGACUGAGUGUGUUGAAAAGACUCGGUUACAUCUCGGACGAUGGUGUCGUGCAGAUUAAGGGUCGGGUUGCGUGCGGAAUCAAUACGUGCGAAGAGCUAGUAUUGACAGAGAUGAUUUUUGAAAAUGUGCUAGCCAACCUGGAGCCUGAAGAGAUUGUUGCCGUGCUUUCUGCGCUUAUCUUUCAAGAAAAAUCACUGUCUGAGCCUACGCUCACCCCUACACUGGAGAUAACUCGUGAUGUGGUCAAGAACAUUGCGGAAGCACUUGGUCUCAUCCAACUGGAGCAGCGACUGGACAUUGACCCUGCGGUCUACUGCAAAGGUGCUCUCAACUUCGGUUUAAUGGAAGUCGUAUAUGAAUGGGCAAGAGGAAUGCCAUUCAAACAACUAUGUGAGCUCACAGACGUCCAAGAAGGCUCUAUCGUUCGCUGCAUUACGCGUCUGGAUGAAGUUUGUCGUGAAGUACGCACUGCUGCCCGCGUUAUUGGUGACCCGCAACUUUACCGCAAGAUGGAAGUUGCCUCUGAGGCCAUCAAGCGUGACGUUGUGUUCGCCAGCAGUUUGUACCUAUCUUAG
Messenger RNA from Peronospora belbahrii, 4248 nucleotides. NCBI's taxonomy places the organism in Eukaryota, Oomycota, Peronosporomycetes, Peronosporales, Peronosporaceae. The record is from the annotation of a GenBank genome assembly.